AUGAUUCAAGUCGGCUGCGGCAUGAAAUGCCUGCGGGAGAUAAAGAUAAUAGCCCUCAUUGGCAUUGGGUGGGCGAAACAUACAGCCAACGGUCCGACGCUCAUCAACAUCUACGUGCGAGAACUCCCACUCUCCCGAGCACUUGCGCAAGGGGUAUCGUACGCGGACGAUGUUACGUUCUUCUGCCGGUAUCACCGCAUCGAUCAGGCUGCGCAGCUCCUGAGGGAGUUCAUGCCUGAUGUCGAAAACUUCUUCACCCAGCGCGGAAUGACGAUCUCGGCAGCCAAGUUGUCCGUCACUGUUUUCACGCUGGACCCGAAGGAGUUCAAUUGUCACCCGGCCAUAAUCGUCAACGGUGCGUCCUUACCACUCGUCCGUGAGGCAAAGCUCCUUGGCGUGCGUUUCGAUCCACUUUCCACGUUCGCGAAUCACGCCAGGGAAUUCGCAGGAAAAGUGAGUCGCUGCACCAAAGUCCUCAAGGUUCUAGCGGGCACAUCCUGGGACUGCGCGAAGGAGACUUUGACGACCACAUUAAAAGCGCAGGCCAAGCCGUACCUUACUUAUGCGGCACCAGUCUGGUCUCAUACGAUCAGCUCUUCCAACCUUCGCCACCUUCAGUGA
Messenger RNA from Dibothriocephalus latus, 621 nucleotides. The record is from the annotation of a GenBank genome assembly. Lineage: Eukaryota; Metazoa; Platyhelminthes; Cestoda; Diphyllobothriidea; Diphyllobothriidae.